AUGAACAAGACAUAUCCAUUUAUGAGAGGAUUUAAUAUGCGGGCCAUGUCAUGCCACCUAACAUCAUCUAUAGCCUUUCUGGAUGCUGCAGGAAAUUUUACCAAAUUCAAUAUAUCUCCAGGUGUGCUAGAAGUAGGAAACAUCAAUGUACGGUAUUCCCGAGAAUCAUAUAUAAAGGUAUGCCAUGCCUAUUAUUGAGUGGGUAUAUUAAUGUACACCUGAGAGAACUGUUGUUAGUGUCUACUUAAUUAUACUAGAUUGAGGUAUCUUGGUACAGGGCGCUGUUUACAGAAACUAUAUAUUGAGAACGAUGUUUGGGGCUCACCCAUGCCAAACACAUGAGGUAACUGGAUUCACUGUCUAGUGAUUAAAAGACUAAAAGACCAAAAAAUGGACAAUGUUUGGUUUUAAAAACAAAUUCAAAAGAUUAAAAUGUUUGCAAGUAACUACAUUAAUGAAAUACAGAAUAGUACCAAAUAAAACUUAUCACUGCUCAAGUUUACGAUGUUCCAUAACUUGUGAACUUGUACAGUGUAACUCUGGUGCAUGAAGUGUUUGUGUCCAAACAUUGCAAAAGCUUGAUGCGUUUCUAUACAGAACAGUUUAUUAAAACUCAUGGAACUUUCUUAAUAGAUCAUUCAACACUCUGAGAGUCUAACCAACAAAAGUGGUCAUAUCAUUAAGCUUGAUUUGAACUGCACAGGAGGAUCAAGACGUUGCAUCAAAUGUCUUAUGUUUAGAGUGGAAGGAGUUUUAAAUUGUAAGUAUUAACCAACUGGACGCGUGUGUGGUGGAGUGUUUAAUACCUCGAACUCUGGAUCUAGAGGUCCGGGGUUGAAGCCUUGCCUGCGCAUUGUUUCCUUAGACAAGGAACUUUACUCCGCUUUGUCACUCUUCAACCAGGUGUAUAAAUGGGUAUCGGCAACAUACUGCUGGGGGGUAACUCUGCAAUGGUCUAGCAUCCUGUCCAGGGGGGAGUAGCGAUACUCCUUAAGGCAUGCUUCUUGCUAAGGACACCAGCAUAAGCUCUGGCAAUGUGGGCCUUUGGCUUGUGUGCACCCCUACCUUUUUAACCUUCAUUAACCAAUUAAACUCUAAUUAACAAAAUUCAAAUUGUCAUAAUUUACAUACAAAUAAAUCCUUCAAAUUUUCAGUGGCAGCAGCAAUUACCGGUACUGCUUUUCAGAUCGAUAUAAGGCAGAAAAUUUACAAGUUACCAAAUUUUUAUACGGUCCUUCAGUUUCCGCCAAGAAUCAUUUCUUAAAAUUUAAUUAUAUUAUUAAUGUUUUCUUGUUUAUCAAAAUUAAGUUGAUCACGUGACCAAUUACCGUAAAAGGAUGAUUUAUUUUGAUUUCAGUUUGAAUAAUAAAUUAAUAACAAUAUUAUUACUCAAUACUGAAUCGGGAAGGGGCGUGAGUUAAUUUGGCGUGCUAGUUAUAGAUUUAAUUAAGUGACUGAACAUUACUCUGAGAGCAGUUGUGUCAAUAAAUUAACAGAGGCUCUAGCAGACAGACUGUAAAAGAAAUGUGUAGAAAUAACAAAAUUGCUGACAGAAGUUUCAAGUUUAUUUUUUAUACUCAUAACAGUAAUAAUAUUUAAAAUUCUACUGACCUGCAGGUAGCUAAGCAAAUAAAGGCGGGUCAGUCUAGAAGGAGCUGCAACCUCCUCCUCUCUAAACUCCAGCCCCUCCUUCCAACUUCCACUAAAUCUACCAAUCAUAGUGGGGAUCAAGUGGCCCUUGUAGAGAUGCUUAAAUGGGUGAAUGUACAUAUGUGUCAACUGUUCGCUGGGGAUUGUCACAGAGAGGUGGCAUGGCCUAUGUCAGGUUUAAUUGUAUUUUGGUCCCAGAGAAGUUCAUUAAUUUUUAAUAUAUUGAGAAUUUCAAAUAAUAAUAAUAAUAAUAAAAAGCUCCAGUAGUUAACAACCACUAUGUUUAUGGUUCUUUUUGUGUGUCUCAUUGACAGUUCCAUUGUGCAACUAUACAGGGCCUACUACACCUACUACUACACCUACUACUACACCUAUAACAACUACGUGUACUACUCCUCUUACAACCUCUGUAAGUAUCAGUUUUGUCUAUUGAAAAGUCUUAAAAGAACAUUGCAAAGGGUUUGAACCCAGGAGCAAUGUCAUAAGUGAAAUAUGAGUGUCCUGGUGAGUGUAUUUCUGAAGUUGUUGCAGACAGUAUUUGACUUUUGGCAACUCAGUACAUAGGUCAUCAUCUGAGAGUCAAUAACCAACGAAUCCCCCCUCCCCCUGCCUUUCAGGUUGUCAAGACCACAUGUCGUAUCCUGGACUACACUAACCCAGGCAAUCAUUUUUACCUUCUUUUAAAAAAGAAAAAGUUCUGUUCUCUGCAGUCCAGUGAUGAUAUAUAGAUUUAGCCAAGGCUAAAAGGGAAGCUUCGAUAAUAUUUAUAGUUUGCUCAAACAAAAUAUAAAAUCGUGUAAUGCUAAAGGUAAUGUUACACGAGACGAUUCGCAACGAUGAUUUUUAGCGCAACACAGCAUUACAGCAUGGUUGCGGCAUUAUUUUGAAUGGUUGCAACAUUGUUGCAACAUUGCAACGCUGUGUUGCGCUAGAAAUCGUUGUUGCGAAUCGUCUCGUGUAACGUCUCCUUAAGCGGCGAAGGCAACGAGAACGCUAGAAAAACAACAACAGUUCUAAUUAGCAAAACAGCAACUUUGCACGUGCAGCACACUUUUCUUGUACAUUUCUUUGCUGUUGUUUUGCACGACUACAUCGUGAAACUUCCAGAAACUUCCUAGUUACACAUUUUAUCUGCAGGAAAUGUUGAAUGUGUUCUUGUUCACCUUGGUGGCCACUAGCAUUUCUCAUUUUCUCCCCGUCGCUAAAAAAAUUUCAUGUUCUUCCAACAAAAAAAUGUCUCCGUUGCUUUUUAUCUCUCGCUCUAGCUCUCAGUCGCUCUUCUCGUUGAGCUUCGCUGGCCUGUCACCUACUUUCUCUAUUUCUGUUCUCCAUAUUCCAGAUUUGUGGACAUGACCAUAAAUCUAAGCUUUUUACUUCAGGAAAUACGGAUACAGAAGCAAUUUCCGCUUUCCGUUUUCGUCUUUAUUGACUCUAGUUGUCCUGCUUCACAAGGUGCGGGUGGCUAUGCAAUUUCCCGCCUAAAUAACCUCGAGUUGCAUUUUGGUUAACCUGCGAUCAGGAGAUUUUUUGUUUUUUUUUUUGGCGAAAAAAAAAAAUCGCCUGAUCGCAUGUUACAUUUUGGUUGCCAUACCUGUUGAUUGAUUGAGUUAUUUUACAUUGGUAUACCUGUGGUGCGGACGGACGGACGGGCGUACGGUCACGUGAUUACCAAAAUUUCUCGGAUGAGUAGAUUAUCACAUUUCCUGAAAAGGACCCUCUAUCACUCAUAAUCUGAUCACGCGUGUUUUGACCAUCUGGCACGUGAAACCUAGGCAAAUCACAGCGUUUUGAACUUAGAUCGUUGUCGCCCGUCUUCCUUAGCCUUUUUUUUGUUACUAGUGUACCCAUAUAUGGAGUAAUCAUGCGCUUAGUGGGCUAGACCUCUCACCAACAAUUGCAGAACAUCAUCGUAACAUCUGUCAGCGCACUUUCAUGAAUAUAGUUAGCGAUGGCCAGCAUAAACUUAGAAAGCUUUUGCCGCCAGUAUUUUCCACACAAUUCAACGUAAGGCGUCCGCGCAUGUGUAAUCUCAUCGCGCUUUGUAAGACCAGUAGGUUCAAGAAUAGUUUUUUAAUGGUUCCAUGUCAACAGUCUGAUGAAUCUUGAAAUUGUUUGCAAGAUCUUAAGUGCUUUUAAUAAUUAUUAGUGUAUUUGCCUGUAUGUCUAUACACAUGUUUUGGGUUUUAAAAUACGUUUUAAAUUUUAUAUGUUAAUACGCAAUUCAGCCAUGUACGGCUGAGACGUAUUUCUUUCUUAAUAAAGCAUCUAUCCAAAUGAUCACUCCUUUUAAUCUGGGGCUAAAUACAUUACUAAGUUACCUAUAAAAACGGCAUUUUGCCCUUACAUCUUAAGUUCAUUAAUGGCAGCCUUGGAGGUUGUACACUGCUAUUUUACAGUAGCAUACUUAUGGUUUACUUUUUUCUUGGACUAUUACAGUCUCUACCAGUUGCGGAGAUUAUUGGGGGAUCCCUUGGAGGAGUUUUAUUCCUGGCUUUCAUUAGUGCUGCAGUACUCUACUACCUCUAUAAACGGAACUACAUUUGUAAAUCAAGGUAGCAUAUAUUAUUGUCUAAUUUAGCUAUAGGCUGGACGAGCCAGCAGCGAAAAGGCGUUGCGAGUCGUUGCGAGCAGCAAUCUCGAGCGAGCACGAGCGGGCAAAAAACGGCGGGAAGAGUCCCCAGUCCUCUCGCGGCUUUUUUUUACAUUUUUCUCGAUCCGUUUCCCUCACCAUCUUGGAUUCUGGAACAGGCUAGUUCAGCUACAGUAGAUGAUGUAUACAGAAAAAAAAUGUAUGUUUAAUUACUGCUGGUAAGAACUAGGAGCGUUGAGUAGAGUUAGAGAGUUUAUUUAUAAUCCUGUUAAUUUUUCUCAAUGCGACCUCGAUAAAAUUUCAAACGUUGAUUAAUUUUCCGUUUUCAAAAAUCCAGUUUGAUAUAUACAGCUAUUUCGAGAAAGGCUGUCGGAAAAAGUGCACGUGACAAUCCCGAAAGGCAUUUUGGGUGGUUUUAAGUUCACUGUUCUUUAAAGAAAUUUGUAAGAAUUGGUACGAAAGGCCGUGGAAAUGUGUUUGCGAGUGCUAAAGGAAACAAAGGUAGGUUCGACAGGUACAGUCGUCAGAAACAGCGUAUUGAUCAUAUCCCAUAUUACCUUUCGGGAUUGUCGCGUGCACAUUUUUCCGACAACCUUUCUCGCAUAGCUGUAUACAUAGAUCAAGGUUACAACUGUACGAGUACUUCUUGAACUUAAGAGCCGUCUUUCCAGUUGUCCUUUUUUUUCUUUUUUUUCUCUUUUAGCUAAGCUAAUGGUGUCAAUAGUUUCGCUUGAUUUAGAGUUAUGCUGUGUCUUCACCCGUAAGCUUUUCACCAGUAAUUUAUAUUUUUCUAAUUUUCUUGGUAGGAAACGACAAAAUAAUAUGGCUAUUGCAGGUAACAAGUAAACUGUAAACUUAGAUCUUUUUUCCAGCGCUCAUGCUAUGACUAUCAAUUACCUCACAUUUUUUAUUAUAUUUUUUAUGUUAUUUCUAGUGAUACCCAACCCAGCUCAACAGGUAAGAGCGUUAACAACAUCGUUAAAAAAAUUUCCAAACAUAUCACUACUUUAAGUUUUGCCUUUUUAUGUCCUUUUCUACUCUAAUUUUUUGUCCUUUUUCCGCUUUUUUGAAGUGUGACAGAGAAAAUGAAGAGCAUGUAUAUGCUGACCUCUUAGAUGUGUGUUCGAGUAACGACCAGAGUUCAGGUCGGUUAUGAAACAUCCUGGAUUUCUGCAUUUUUGUUUUUAAUCUAUCCAUUUUUUUCCUUUUUACGAAGAAGAUCUCAAACAGAUGGUGUUCUUCAGCAUCUUGAGUACCAAACUCACAUGCCGUUAGUCAGCAGGCUCUGCUGUAUGCUCUGCGGUUUUGUUACCCCUAAAAGGAGACGCAGCAAUCCUCAAUCCUAACCGUUUGCAGAUAUGCAGCUUUACUUUGUACCUUUUCGCGCCAACUGGGAGUUAUACCGACCCGUAUUUCGCUCGGUUCACCGGGGUAGAGUUCAGCUGAACUUACCAGGUACCCGAAGGAUUAGCAUUAGGGUGGGGUUGGCGGGGUGGGGGGAGAGAGACGGGGCGACAAAGGAGAUAGGAUACAUAUGACGUGCUAUAUACUGGGUUCAAGUUGGAUGCAUGAUAGUCUGCGAGUAAACCCUCUUUCGGGAUAUCGUGAGAAAUUCCUUUUCUUCUGUCCCUCGCGGCUUCACCGCUUACUCUCUAGUUAUCUCGUCACUCGCUUCGAUCUUCACUCGAAAUGGAGAACUUCGACCGUCUUCCAAUUCUCAAACUAUUGUUGACGGUUUUUGGCAGGUAAUUCAGUUGAAAUGAGGGAGCUGAAACAGUCAGAAGAGAAACCCAUACUACUUGUUUCAAAUCCAUAUGUAACGGAUUCAUCGCUAUCAAGUUCAAGGCCCCUACCAUUCCGGCCCGACCAAAACAAUGACCAUAACGUUGUUGGUCAAGGUGAUGUUUCGUUGGUCGUUGUUGGUCAAGGUGAUGUUUCGUUGGUCUUGGAGAACCCAGGUGGUCAAGAGAGUCAAUCUGAAUCAUUGCUAAGAGUGAAGGAUGACUUUGUUCAUCAGCAAGAAUCGAGUGAAGAAACAGAAGUGGAAUCGGAGCAUCAUCAGCACCAGCAUCAUCACGGGGAUGCAGUUGAUGGUGAGAGUUUCGUCAUUGAUUUCCCGAGUGGAGGAGGGUUUUCCCUAUACAGGGAAGGUUCUUCCCAAAAGGGUUCCUUUUUCAUGCGUCAGAUAUAUCAAAGGGUAGGGAUUUCACUAUAUUGUUGUAGUACAUGAAAGAGUAGGCAAAUCUGUCAUUUCGCUCUGCAAACGGACCUAGAAGGGCUAACAGACGUAUGUUAUGGCUGGGACGACAAGAAAACGUCCUGUUUUAAUGAUUUACUCAUAUUAAAAAGACGAUGAAUUUACAGGAGUUAAAAAAAGGGAUGUGAAAAGGGCACCAUUAGGCAAUAGAAGGUAUACGAAAAGGGUACCUUUUCUCUCCAAAAUUGUAAAAUCUCGCGUCCCCAGCGGGUAUCAAGCUCCUGUUUUCGCAGUUACGGGCAUAGUUGCUCUACCGCGAUUGAAAAACAAGACACUUUCUUUGGUUAUUUUCGUUGCCAGGGACUGAAGAUGAAAACCCUGAUUUAUAUCAGGGAUUGGAAAAAGGAAACAGAGCUCAGAGUAUGUUUAUAUGUCCGAGCUGUAACGCGAACUCAGAUUACCAGAGACUCAGCAGACCAGGACAUUGUCCACAUGAAGGAAACCAGGAGCGAGAAGAAAAGAGUCGAUCUUUUUAUGAGAGCUUAACAACUGAAAGAGGCGCUCGAGAAUCAGUGUAUAUGAACCCAUCGCGUGCCGAUGAGGUAAGGAUUUUUCUCUUUUCUUUUAGACCAUUUUUUUAUUUAUUUCUUCCCGAGCAAAUCAACUAGUGGCCGAGGAAGAAAUCUGCCGCCGGACUGGUGAGCUCUAUUGUCAGGUAACAGAUUUUGGAGCGAAUGGUCCCAUUCGAUUUUUGACCGGACCAAGUCAAUACUCAGGGUCUUGAAAUAACUGAGUAGUACUUAUGUUCCUCCUUUCAUUUGAUCUGUCCUCUGCUAAUGGAUAGGCUGAUAGGCUCUUCGGUUUUCUGAGAUGAGGCUGAAGAACCCUUGGAUUUCGGAGCGACUGGUCCGGUUCUAUUUCCAACCAGACCAAGUCAACACUCAGGGUUUUGAAAUAACUGAGUGGAAUGUUCUCUCUCUCAUUUCCCCUGAAUCUACAAAUGGAAAGACUAACAGACUUGCCAGUCUUCGCUAAAGAACCUUUGGACCCGUCUUACAGCAUCUCACUGAUUUGACUCCGUCUUGUGGAACAAAUUUAAAAGCUGAUUUAGCAACAGAACGGGGGCGUCAGUUGACGACUGCGCGCGCAAAUCAAACAACUGGCUUGACCAAUGGCAGAGCGUCAAAUUGGGCAUCGGAAGUCGAGUUUAGUCCUUUCCGCGCGCUUUCCCGUCGUCAAAUGACGUUCACCUUCUGUUGCGAAAUCCUAAAAAGAACGCAACCACUCACUAGGAACGCGGUAACAAUCUCUAGCGUUGACCACCUCUAAUGUCUUGCUGUAAUUGUUUGUGGGAAUGGGUAGGAAUGGCUGCUUGCAUGGGAACUGCGAAUCCCACCAUUUGGAUAGGUCUCUGUCCAAUUUGACCUGUUUGAUUACAAGGUCCUGGUAAUUGGACAGGUCAAAUCGCACAGUUUUGGUGCUGUAAUAGCAAAAUUAAGUAAUAAAUAUGGUACGUUAAGAAGACAUUUGCCUCUCGUCCGUGCCAUUGGGUCUGUUCUGUGGCUAGUAAAGGUAGGAGAACGAAAAGGAAACAAACCAAGGCUCUCCUGAGUUGCUUGUUGAUGGUAAUACACAUACCGUAAAAUUCCGAAAAUAAGCCCCGGGGCUUAUAUUGUUCAAGGGCCCUUUUUGAGGGGCUUAUCUACGGAGGGAAAUUUACGUUUCAAAAUAGAUUGGGCUAGCCUUAUAGUUGGAAGUAAAUUUACUGUUUUUGCUUUGUUUUACUUUGUAUUUGAGGGCAAUUUCCAAGUACAAGCCCCUGGGGGGCGUAUAUUUGGAGGGGCGAUUUAACGCAGGGUUUUUUGCGUUACGAGUUUGGGGGGCUUAUACUUGGAGGGGCUUAUACAUGGAGAGGCUUAUUUUCGGAAUUUUACGGUAUUUUGCGCAAAAAAAUACCGUAAAAUUCCGAAAAUAAGCCCCUUAAGGGCCUUUGAAAAAUGCAAGCCCCGGGGCUUAUUUUCGGAAUUUUACAGUAGUUUACGUGUUUAAUGAGACCAGUACUUAAACAUUUUAGGAAGAACAAGACAAUGCAAACAAGAUGCCUGAUUAUCACACAUUAGAACCAGACGAAACAGGUACGUGUUAUCACUGAGUCUAUACGCCUUAAUUGAUUUCUAUCCUCUCGGUCCCGAGCAACUUACAAACGUAAAAAAAUUGCAGUGCAGUUAAUCAUAGUUAAUGGAGGAGACUGGUUAUGAAAGGCGACGAAAAGUAAGGAUAAAAGGUAACGGUGCUGCAGUUUAUGUUGGAAGUUCCCUGACCGUUACAGUCAUGAUCCUUUGUUUUUUGCUCACAAAUUGUGAUGGAAUAAAUCAAUGCAACGUUUUAUUGGUCGAUAAGAUCAAAAUAGAGAGUUUAAUCUUCACGUAUACGCCAGAACUUCUCAAAAUAGAAAAUGAGCAGACAGAAACAGCUCAGAUAAUUCUUGUGAAUAACGUGAAAUUACUAAUUUAUGUGUAGAAAUAAUGAACAGUAGGCGACAAGCAAAGGGGAAACUUUGCGUUUGCCGUUUGACGUAAACGUGAUGCUUAACCUCUCUACUGAUAGGAAUGCUACUGAACCGGCUCCUAACGUUGUGCCCAGGCAGAUCAAUAAAAACAUAUAGCAAAGGCGUCUGGCGACCUUCAUAACUAUUCCACUCUAUUAACUACGGGUUAACAUAGCAUUUCUUAUGAGUCAUCAUAGCCAAGUGUUAGUAGCCUGCCUUAGGGGGUAGGGGAGAGGAGAUUUCAGAGGGCGAAGGUGGGAGGGAGGGGUAAGGGCUAGAGAGAGGGAGAGAGACGGGGGCCUGACACACAACCAUUAAGCGAACCGUGUGACAAAUCGAAAAUCUGAUUGACGGACGUCUCCUCCCCCCUCCCCCUCUGGCCUUCGAAAUCUCCUCUCCCUUGACCCUUAAGGAAGGCCUGACACUCAGGCUAGUGUAAAUAUAGUAUGAUUAUGACCAUAAACGCGACAGUUAGCAGAAAUAGUUCAGCUCCCCUUAGCUGACUUUGGGGCAAAAGAUUUGAAGUUCUUGUGGACGAUGUACUCAUCUCUUGCUUUUUUGUCUUUUUUGUCUGCUUUCCUCAUAAGAGCCAAACGAUGCCCAGGAGAAACCUACUACGCAUGACUACAAUGUGUUGGAGGAACCCGACCAAGCGAGUAUCGAACCUCUUGACGACAAAAAACAUGAACCACCAGUAAGCCCCAGAGCGGACAAUAGCCCCGUAUACGCGGAGCCUUGUAAGAAAAAGACCUCUAAGAAAGUUGAAUCAGGGAGCAGUGAACUUGACGAGGAAAAUAACAAAAUGGAGGAUGUUUGUCCCAAAGAUGAAGAUCGAAAUGAAAUGUUGGACCCAUCCGUGUUUGUUCAAGUGGGAGACAACCCAGCAAAUGUACUGCCUGGGACCGCUAAGAAGGCUGUAUCAGCGUCUAAUAAAGUCGACGAGGAAAGAAACAAAAUGGAAGAUGUUCGUUCAACAGAUGAAGACCCAAGUAAACUUUUGGAUCCAUCACAGUUUCUUAAAAUGGAGGAUAACCCUGCAAAUGCGCUGCCUUGGAGGAAGAAGAUGGAUGACGAAGAUAAAUCACCUUGCUGCGAACUUGACGAGGAGAAACGCCAAACGGACGAUACUCGUCUUUAAAUUUUUACUCGAGUCGAAAGGAUACAUUAUCUCUAUCCUAAUAUUUCGUGAUUGUUUUUACAAGAGGGCCGUACAGCUAAAGAGGAAGGCCAUUUGGCAUAAAUUAUUUAGCUUAAAAUAUAGUUUUCUGCAUGGCAGGUUGUUUAUAUCGAUCAAACUCUGCUCGUUUUUAACGAUUUAAAAAUCGUUAAAUCAUUUCAUGUAUCCUUUACACUAUCAAUAUAAAUUUGCAUGCUGUAGCAUCACCGCUUAUUGUAAGGUGGUCAGAUGUGCCUAGUAAGCCUCACCUUUUAAUUCCUUAUAUCAACACAUUUUCUCCCUCUGGUAACAGAUACCACCAGUUCGUAACUGACAGCAAAAUGUAGAAUCGAGAAUUUCACUUUUAUGAACAUAUAAUUCUACCCCUUAGUGAACAAACACCUCGUGAUGGGAAUCGGACACCUCAAGAAUGGCGCUCUCUAACGCCAACACUAACUUCACUGCAAAAGCGGCUGAUAUUCAUGCAGUGCACACUCUAAAUUUAAACGGAGAGAAAACGAGUACAAGCUACAAGUAAAUGGCACAGGUUAAUGAGUAUCGGUGUCGUCCUAUCGUUACCUAUGUUACCAGUAAAUUAUCUUUAGCGUAAAUCAAAUUUUCUAUUCGUCCUUUUGUAUUCUUUCAUGGUUCUCACAAUCUUGAAAAGAUGUUGAAUUUUACUAGUCGUCUUGAAAAACUGUAAUUUGUCCCACAAAAAUCCUUGAAAUAUCCUUAAAAUUUCUUUGUCUGAAGUUGUACGAACCAUGUCUUUGAGGCUUUUCCAAGGUAACUCACAUAAGUAUUAACUGCGAACCGCUGUUUUGGUCUUUGAUUUUUGGCGGCUUUAAACAUAAUCAGUCAAUCAUAUUGAACGCCAUGUGUAAUAUAAGUGUAGUAUAUAGAUGCCGAUGAAGUCAAGGCCGUGAUAGAGCUUAAAGCUUGUUAGAGUGUUAGUGAUGUUAAAUAAUGUAAAUCAGUAGUAUUACCGUAAAUGCUCGAAUUAGCGCCCGGGGCGCUUAUUUAAUUUUUUAAGACGAGAAGGGGGCGCUUAUUUGAAGGGGGGCGCUUAUUUCGUUUAUCAAUUUUUAGCCUCAAAAUGACACUAUCUUUAUUUCUGAUUAAAACCAACUUUACAACAUAAAAAUUCAAAAACCAUAUAGAAAACUACUUUUUGGGAACUCGAAACGUUCUUAAGACUUUUUCAUCAAAAAGUGUAUUUUAUUUCUUGCAAUAGAACAAGCAUUUGGAUUCUUAAUCAACUUCAAUUUCUGUAUCGCUGUCCUCAAGGAUGGAUAUGGAUAUUUCUAUCAAGGAAAUGAGAGGCAAACCCGUGCGACUUUGAAAGGACAUUACUGUUUAUACUAUUUAACAGUGUCACAUUUCAUUAAAAGAACCGUAUAGACUGUAUACGUCUCGUAUAUCGUACCGAGUACCGAAACUCAUUUUUUCUCGGGAGAGGGGAGGUGGGGGGCGCUUAUUACAAAUUUCGAGCCUUAGGAGGGGCGCUAAUUCGAAGUAGGGGGCUUAUUUGAAGCUGGGCGCUAAUUCGAGCAUUUACGGUAGUUGUUCUGUCCUUGUUGCUUGGAGUAAUCUCCCCCAUUAAUUAAGACUUAUUAUUUAAGUUAAUAAAUAAUGUAUUUCAAAACAAGGUGAUAUCACUAUCAUAAAUGACAUAUUCGAGAUGUAGUUUCUUUAUGGAAGGUUGUGUACAUUAUUCCCCACUGGGAAGGGGGGGGGGGGGUUCUCCGGAUUUCAAGUGAUAGGGAUGAUCGAAUGGGGGCAAACAUCUCAACCCAUAAAAAUCCCUAGGACUUCAAACAAAACCCCCCGAAAUCCCUGGACCAAAAUUUAACCCUCGAAAAAUCCCAUGCCGAAUUUCCUAGCCAUAAACAUGUCAAAAACAUGAAUAUUUGAAACGUCGGUUCUGAAUACCCAAAAAAUCCCUACUUCAAAAAAAAACUUUCCAACCCAAAAUAAUCUCUAGAUCGAAAAUUGUAAACCAAAAAAUAUCCUUCGAUCAUCCCUGUCUCUUGAAAUCCAGAGUACCCCCCCCCCCUUCCCCCCGCUGGGUUAUUCCCCUUCUUAGAUCUUCUUUUGGUUGAGCCUGUGCCAGGCUCUCAGAUAGUAUAUAUAGUGGGAACGUAUUAAAACAAGCGAAGCGAAAAUACGACGCGCACAACUAAACGACUUUCCACCACCAUCUCGGAGCCUGGAACAGGCUACUUUUGGUUAUGUAAAUAAGGCUAAGGGAUGCCUGGUUUUUAAAUUUGAAUUUUUUUAAAGGGGGUGUUGCCUUCAAGAUAUAUACCUUGCGAAGAAAUCAUGACUUACAAGUCACUUAACGAGUACUUCUCCAUCAUUUAUGAAUAUAUAUAUUUUUAUUUUUCCGAUUAAAAGUGGCAUGAAUUUGGUCUCAAUAAUAAAUUUAUAAACGGUGCCACAGUACAUAUUGUACACCAGUGCAAAGUUUCGUUAACCUGCGUGGCAUGCGUUGAAAAGGGGUAAAAGGGAGGGGGCUAUUUCUCUCCCCCCACCCCCAUGCCCCUGUCCUUUUUGAGCCUGCCACGCAAGACUGAAUUCUGUGGCUGAACACAAGGAGAAUGUUGGUAGGGCUGAGUGGACCCCGAGACUGGGUGAGUCAGGUCUUGGGAUCUUAAAGUACGUCGUUUGUUCUCAUCUGCAAAUGGUCAGACUUUCUAGUGUUCUCGGGCAAGGUUGGAAAACUGCAGUUUCCUUCAAAUGAGACCUCUUCAGAAAAACCUUUGCACGGUACUCAUGUUCCAACUUUUGGCGAGUCUUCGCGGAUUUCCUGCAGACAUCAAGGCGGCCAUGUGCACACUGAUCGAUGGACAGGAAAAAAGAACGUUAUCCUUCAAUAAACUCUUCUUUCAUGCAAAUUCUAACGGAAAACAAUCGAAAAAACCGUGUCACGUAGCUAGAUUUCGUCACAAACCGGCAUUUCAUUACGUUUCAUCGCUAAGGAGAUAAGAGUUCAAAAACUCAUUAAUAAUUCAUGAGCUUAACAGCCUAUCAGGUCUGCUAAAAUCCGUCACGUGCUCGUGUUUUAAACUCCGGUAAAACACUGUCAAACUAAAAAGCCUGGGGCGACAUUUGAUUUCAGUCUUAGAGGAGUGCGGGGCUGAUUGUAUUUUGCUUUGUUGAGAUUCUUUAUUUCAAAAUUUUAUCCUCGUUAGUAUUCUUUGUCCUUAUAUAAAAAAUACUAAUAAGGAUGACAUUUUAUUUCAAUGCACGUGACCAUGAAUAUUAAUUAUCAGAACAGCAACUGACACAACAAACGGUGGGUGAAAAUUUAAUGUUCUUUCAAGAUAACACGCGCAGUAAAUUUACCACUUCAAAAACUUAAACUUUGUUAUUUCAUCAAUUUAAUCAGCCAAAAGUUCAGCGGUAAUAUUGGAUAUAGCAUUGUCCAAGCGUUGCACUCAAGACUUGCCAGUUGUGUAUACGCAAGCUUAAGGCUCGAGUACUGGAUUUUUGUUUACCUACCAUUCAGCCAUUCCAGAAUUUUUUUUUCCAAAGACUACUUUUUCAGUGGAAUACCGUAAAAUUCUGAAAAUAAGCCCCUCCAUGUAUAAACCCCCCCCAGCCCUAACUCGUAACGCCGAAAAUCCUCCGUUAAAUCGUCCCUCCGAAUAUAAGCCCCCCGGGGGCUUAUACUUGGAAAUUGCCCUCAAAUACAAACUAAAAUGAAGCAAAAACGGUCAAUCUCCCUCCAACUAUAAGAAAGUAAAUCGAUUUUGAAACGCAAAUUUCCCUCCAUAGAUAAGUCCCUCCGAAUAUAAGCCCCUCCAAAAAUAAGCCCCUCAAAAAGGCCCUUUGAAAAAUACAAGCCCCGGGGCUUAUUUUCGGAAUUUUACGGUAGUUAACUUUGCGGUACCUUUUUCAAUUAACUUCCUCUCUUCCUCGGCAUUUUUAGGCUUCCGAAAAGCUCUGAACAAGACGCAUGUCCUCUUCGGAUAGUGUCGUUCGUAGACUAGAAAGUUUCUAAACACCUGUGAGAUUUGAUUUUCCUGCAUAAUAAUUUAAUACGUAAUGUUUUUUUCGUAUGCUAAUUUGCAACGUUCACAAAAGCGUCAUUGUUAUCAACUCCAUUAAGACACGCUUUUCCAGGAAUCUUUUUGAAGUCGUUCAAUAAACUAGCGGGUCGUGUUUUUAUCGGGGUAUAAAGCCACUAGGCGAAAUUUAUACCCCGAUAAAACACUCCGGCUCGUUUAUUAAGCAUUACAUCAUAAUAGGUCAUAUUAUGAUCUUUUGGCUACCGUGUAUUAAUUCAUGUUCGCCGCACUAAACCUGUAUUGUAUCAGGAGUGCCUGUACGAUAGAUCUUUACACGUAUCCGUCCAAGUACUUGUCUUCUUCUCAGAAAAGCGAAUAUUUUUUCCGCAAGUUCAAGAACAUUGUAUGUCCCCUUCUGUUUAAAAACAUUUAUAUUUUUUAUAUAUACUGACUGGCUUGAAAUCGUUUUAAAAUUCUUUCUCCCUUAUUCUGAAAUAAACUGUUUUGUCGACAAAGUUUGUCUCGCCCGAUCACUUUAAUUGUCUCCUCGUUUUCUUUUCUCCAAUUGAAUUCUAAAAAGAUAGAGGAUUGGCCUAAUGAUAAAGUUAAGUCACAUUAUGUAAACAACAAACUUGAUAAUAACUACUUAAGCAAAAAAAAUAGCUUUAAGGUAUUUGAGAAGACUUAAAAAACUUGCUAGGAGAGCAAUGGAGCAUUCUUAAUAUUUCACGCAAGAUCAGUUACUGUGACGUAAUGAGUUUUCGAAAUUUUCCGUUUUGAUCCGUCCACUUCACUUUAGUGACGCGUGGAAGCCGAGUGGCAGGAAAUAGUUUCCGUUUGAAUAUUCCUUGACGCUGACAAAUUUGUUUUGCUCAGUAUCUUCUUUUCUGAGAAUUUGGAUAAAACCAAAGCACGCGCCCCAGGAAUGCAGAACGUCCCGUCACUUUAGGUUGACGUGCGGCUAUCCGAUUAGCGCUAACCCGGGGUUAAAUUUAAAUUCCGGUUUCUUUUUCUUUUCUUCAAAAGCGUUUUCUCAGAUAAUUUUCUAUAUUCUUUUUUGAGCGUCUAUCAUAGCAAUUUUUAGACAAAAAGAAUUAAACUGAACUGCCUUUUGACUUCAACUUUCGCAUUAACCCUGGGUUAUCUUUUGGGGGCUUUGGACAACCCGGACGACUCAUGGGGUAUUACCCCCGUCACCGGUUAACCAAUUAACCCGGACAUUCUUUGGGGGUUAUGGGAUAUCGAACGGAUCCCAUAUCCGGAUCCACAACAACCAAAAGUGAAAAAAACUGAGAGACAAGGAAAUAGUUCCGUCAUAAUCGUCAGUGUGAAGUAGUUGGAAAACCUUUCGUUCUGUUAUGGUGGCUAAAGCGAGCUUCGGUAUAAUUUCAAGUCUGAUCAAGAAACCUGUUUAAUACAAAAUGAAUUCGAGACGGAUGCUUUUAAGGUUGUUGCGGCUGGGCUUAUUAAGCUCACUUUUCGUUCAUCAAACAAGACCAGCGUUGUCUAUCAUUGAGGAAUCGGUGAAGGAGUUAAUUGUGGAAAGGAGGGCUUUUGUUUUCGACAAAUUUACGGUUAAAAUGAAAACCGGCCGUACCUGUAACUUAACUACUUGCACUUCACUGGGGGCAGAUUAUCUUGUCUUAGGUGGCAGCUCUUGCGAAUGCCAAUGCGGAAAGUACCAGCCCUUUACCUUUCUAUCUUCAAUACAGAGGUGCGCUCGUACAACCCAAGUACGCGUCUUUGGAGGUGAGCUUGGCAUACAUCAUAUUAGCAUACAUCAGAUUGCACUAUCUUGUGCUGCAGUCAUUUUUCGCAAAUAAAACAACACGGUCGUUGUAUUUUGCACGCCGAAUGGCUCUGAAGUAAAGGCUUAGGAAUGUUUCAGGUCAGUUUUCCCGGUAUAAUGACCCUAAAUAAAUCCUGAUUCACUCACCUUACUUACCCUAUACUAAUCACAAUAAACUUCAGAGUCAUUCGGCAGGACUUUUCCGCGGGUGGCGGGUGGCGGGUGACAGGUGGCGGGUGGCGGGUGACAGGUAGUGGGUGGCGGGUGAGGGGUAGCGGGUGACGGGUGGCGGGUGGCGGGUGGCGGAUUAAAAAUAUAUAUGAAAAUAAAAUAUUAUAAUAAAAUGUUAUUAUUGAUAAUGAUAUAACUGUAUGUUGUAAUUUUAAAAUAAUUUCAACGUUUAUGUACUACCUACCAGACUCCAAAUAAAAGUAUUGUCUUGUUUGGUUUUAUCUACUUACGCGGACUAAAAAUGGAAAAAAAAACGAUAAAUCAUGCCUGUGAAAACAGUCACCUCUCCUUGCUCCGCACUGCAAGUGACGUUUCGUCAGGCUACACGCGGUGUGUCAAAUGAAAAUGGGCUACGUCAAGCAAGACACAUGGCACAUGUCGAUCUUGUUUGUCUAGUUUGCUUUUUCUUCCACAUCAAGACGAAAGAUGAUUGCACUUCCCCAGCUGUUUAGCCAUGUUUAUAACAGACUGCAAGAGAUUCGGCCUCCCGUGUCGUGGCUCAGUUUUUUCCCUAGUAUGCGGCAUGAUUGCCAUCCUAAUCAGUAUUUUUAAGUAGUAUUUAAAAAAUGCAGAUCCUUUUUGUAUAUAUAUACAACGAGAUCAAUUCGCGUCCGAGACGCCACAUGCGGCGGAAACGGUCCAUCCUGUGUCAAAAACGUUCUUGCUCCUUCUCUGGUACGCAUUAACGUUGACAGCUUUGCUGCUUUAGUCUUAGGAAAAUUUCCUUGUUUUCUCGAAAUAGACAGUUUGUUCAUUUUAAACUACAAGUCGGGAACCAAAUUGGCAAAGAUUUAUCCCACGGGCAAUGCAAUGUUUAUUCCAACUUAUAACAAAAGAACAAACGCACUUGUCAAAAAUCUGAGACACUGUUCAAACAUGUCGAGAAGAGAAUGCGAUCCUACUUGUCUGGUCGCAGGAUAAAUAUUACUUUAAUUUUUAUGAGUUCCUCAAGCUAUCUCGUGCAUGCGAUAUCGUGUAGAAUAAUAGAAUAUCUUGCAGUCUGUUAUAAACACGGCUAAAUAGUUGGGGAAGUGCAAUCAUCGUUCGUCUUGAUGUGGAAGAAAAAGCAAACUAGACAAACAAGAUCGACACGUGCCAUGUGUCUUGCUUGACAUAGCCCAUUUUCAUUUGACACAGCGCGUGUAGCCUGACGAAACGCCACUUGCGGUGCGGAGCAAGGAGAGGUGACUGUUUUCACAGGCAUGAUUUCUCGUUUUUUUUUUUCCAUUUUUAGUCCGCGUAAGUAGAUAAAACAAAACAAGACAAUACUUUUAUUUGGAGUCUGGUAGCUAGUACAUAAACGUUGAAAUUGUUUUAAAAUUACAACAUACAGUUAUAUCAUUAUCAAUAAUAAUAUUUUAUUAUAAUAUUUUAUUUUCAUAUAUAUUUUUAACCCGCCACCCGCCACCCGCCACCCGUCACCCGUCACCCGCUACCCCUCACCCGCCACCCGCCACCUGCUACCCGCCACCCGCCACCCGCUACCCGUCACCCGCCACCCGUCACCCGUCACCCGCCACCAGCCACCUGCGGAAAAGUCCUGCCGUUCUUCAUUUGGCAUUCAGCGAACUACAAAACACCGAAAUGACUCUGAAAAUUAGUGUCAAAUUAGGGUUAGGAAACUGUUUUCAGGUCUGUUUUCCAAGUUUUCAAAUGACCCUAAGUGGAACCUGAUUCACUCAGUUUCCUAACCCCAGUCACUAUAAACUCAGAGUCAUUCGGCAUUCAGCGUUCUGCAAAAUGCCCCCUGCUGAAUAAGACAGCUAGUUUACCGAGUUCGAUUUCUGUAAUACAACUGUCCCUGUUUAUAUUGGAGGGUUCUAAUUUAAUAACCUUAAUAAGUUGUGCUAGAUUCUCUUUUGACGUGAAAUUGAUUUGGCUGAUUUUGUUUUAUGUGAAAUUUGUGAAGGUAUAAAGCAGAACAGAAGACUGCAAAUGAACAUGCAUUUUCAGAUUUAAAGUGCACCGUGCAUCUUGAUCAGAUGUGUUUAACAAAUAGAUUCCAUAAUUAAUGUUGCCAUGCAUCUGUUCAGUAAUAGAUCACAGAUGACGUCAAAAUGUGGUAAAAACAAAGAAGUUGCACAUGAGCUGCAGGCGAGUGUGUCACUGAUGUUUUUAGCACAUUUUGACGUUCAGCUGUGUGAUCUGUUUCUGAACAGACCCAUGGCAAGAAAGAAUCAAUUUUUUUUUAUUCAAUGAUCAAAAAAGAAAAAAGACCAAUACAGAUAGCUGCCUUGUACCACAUGACUGUUCUAUGAAUUGUGCUAGGUUUAUGAGGCAUUUUUAAGUCCCAACACUACUUUUCAUCUCUGCUUCUUCUUUUUUCCUUUAUCUUACUUGUAUACAGUUUCUUCAAAAAGUUUCUCAACUUCUUUUGUUGCUCAAAGCAGAAUAAUGGCUUGAGAAACAUUUUGCAAAACAGUGAGUCUCUGAUCUCGUAGCGAUGACACACAAUGACAACUGUGUGAAGAUUUCUUGUAGUAUAGGCAUUAUCAAGUAGUGACAUCAUCCAUGUAUCUGUACUCUGAUAGAUAAUGGGCAACGACCAAUCACGGCAUGUGUAGCAUUCACGUCAUUGUAUAAACGAGUAUAGAGACAAACUAUCUCACUGUCGGUUGGGGCUUAUUUGGCAAACUUUAACAGUCUUUAACCUUUUUUCAUGCAUUUAAAUGUAGCUAGUAUUUAACACAUUCCAAACUUAAAUUAGAAUGUGUUUGUCCUUGGCUUUCAAAGUACUAGAAGAUUAAAUUUGAUAUCAUAAUUGCCUUUUUUGUUCUCAUGAUCACUAACUCCAAGAAAAAGGUUCCUUUGCAAAGUGCCUGGGAUUAUACUGUUUUGACAUGAGGCGAAAAGUUGCCCACAAUUUAGCUGGUUACCCCAGUUUCAGGGUGCAAAGAAUAGCAGACAGUUUUACAGCCUUGGGCACUGCAUCUAGCAUGUACUAGCCCAAAAUUCACUUCAUCUAGAAGGCUGAAAAAAAUUUUGAUGAGCAUUGAUUGCUGCAGUGAGUACAUCUGUAAUUUGAACUGGCUCUCUAAGACAUCACUUACCUGUCCGGAUAGUUAAGAACAGUCGAAUUCACUAGCCUGACAGGAAAAUAUACUACAUUGGAACCUUGAUAUUACAAACCUCUAUAUAACGAAGUCCUUGGUAUAAUAAAUGAUUUUCUUUCAGUGUUCCAGUUAAUUCUUUCAAGGGUGGGUCAUGUAGACCAUCUGAGGGGUUACCCAGACCACGUGCUAUUUUUUAUGUUGUAUUUAAUGUGGCAUUUAUAUUUCAUCUGUCGGGUCGGCAAGGCUUCUUGGUUGGGUCAUUGACGAAAACUUUACCAUUAUUGACCAUGCCCCCAGGAGUGAAACAUAAAAUUGAACAAAUUUACCUUUGGAGCCCUCUGACUAUUGGAUUAAUUAUGUAAUGAUCUGGGCCAUUUUUGAAUGUUUGACAUAAAGUUGUAGCUCUUUCUUAUACAACUAGGCAUAAAUAUUAUGAAGUACUCAAUGACAGUUACAUGUUUUAUUUUUCUACUCACAGGUUGUGAUGAGUAUCUAAAUGGCCGCCACAUUUUGUCUUAUGACACUAACCCACGCCAGCAGCCAGUGGAUCUGAUAACAGCAAGUUCAGUGACACUUUCAGCUACACAAGCAACAAGCUGCACUUUUAAUCAAAAAUACUCUGUUCAUGAUUACAGUGGCUUUCAGAGUAGAUGGAGAACCAUCAGCGACAGGUUUUUCAGUCUGACUAUGACAAGUGGGAAUGGCAAAUUUAAUCUUAAUGUAAGAGCUGCUGAUUGUUGUAGUCAAUGAUUUACUGUAAUACCAAAAGCAGUUUAACUUUAAUUUUAUUUCACUCAAUUUUCAGUAAUGUAAGUUAAGGAUGUGUUACCUGUUUUGUAUGGUUAUGCAAGCAGUCAGUUUUUAGGGUUACCCAUGUUUUCCAUGGAUUUUGGCUGAUAUACAGUGACACUCUUAAGAAGUACCUAUCACACCCUGUUCUAGGAGGCAAUUACAAGCUAUGGUUGACAUCACCUUGUUUGACAAAAAGUUAAAUCAUGUAUCUAAUGUUGAGAUGCACAGUCAUUAACCCCCUAUAACUCCAACCAGUCAGUUCAGCAUACAGUUAAAUCUGAGAAACUACGUACCCACCUAGUUUCCCCUUGAUCGCCUAUAGAUCUUAACAUCUUUCCCUAAGUAAGAAGUGAGUGUUGGCUUUUAAUAGGGGAGUAGUAGGUAGGCGCUUUCUCUGCAACUUUGGCAGUUCAAUCCCUCACCAUACCACCAACCAGGCUUUUACUGGUGGCUGUGAUUACCACCUUCUUGAUCCAGUUCAGAGGAUCAGGUGAUCAAUAGCUGUUAGACUUGUCUUGUAAAGCAUUGAAACAUGUUCUUAUCAGUUAAGGGUCGCAGUAACUAUAACAAAACAAAUGUAUACCUGACUUGACUGACACUUUCAUAAAUCUUGUGUACAAUAUCAGGUCUCAGCUGUCUUUUAUCUUCUAGUGGGAAGCAGACAGCAAUGGAACACUGUCUGGCAAGAUCAUCCGUAUUCCUAUUACUUGUACCAAUGCGCGAGGUUCAAGCUCAACACCAUGUUUCCUGAUAAAAGCAAAAGGAGCUGUCACUUGUGAGUACAUUUUCUUUUUAAUUUGUUGGUGACAUCCUAACAGUUUCUUUUAAUUAAAGACAGGUUUGUCCAGCUUGGAGUAGUCUCUUUUUUUUUCUUCAAUGAAAACAUUACUUUAAACAGAAGCAUUUUUCACCAUUCUUUUCCCCUGGUAAUGUAUACUCGGGAGUUCAUUAAUUUAAAAUGUACUUGAAUCACUUAUGACAUCAACGGACUAUGAACAAUUACUUACAGUAAACCGAUACAUACUGAAACCAUUUGUCGUCCAACUGACUCUAUCAUAAGGCCACAACUAUAUGGAAUUGUUGUGAUUAAUAACUCCAAACAAUAAUAUUUUUCUGUGUUUAAUCUGAAAUGACCUACCCCUCGGAUCCCUCAAAGCCAAAUGAUUGCAUGGACCCAUAGUUGAGAAGGGACACACAUUAACUUCUGUGUGAUCCAUUCAGCCUUUUGUCUUUUUGCGUCAGAGACUAUACUCAAAAGUAGGUUGAGUUUGAUCGUCCGGGUGAAUGUAGUCCUGGAUAGGACUGUUGUUGUUGACAGUGACUGACGUUUCGACAACCUGUGCGGUAGUCAUGUUCAGAGUCAAAGUGAGUUGUAUCACGUCAGUUGAUGGCAUUAUACUCUGGUUAUUGAUCUGAUUGGUCAAUUACGUCGCAAAGUUAUUGGUCGUUAAGCUGUGAUGUUAUUGGCUAUGAAGUUACUCGUAAUCGCUAAUUGGUGCGUUUCGAUCUGUCUAUUGUCACACUAGUUAAACAGUCGUCUAUCGUUAGUCAAAUUGUCAGUUCAGUCGUUCUCUCAUAGUUAGUUUUGCUUGAUCUCGUCAAUAAGUUGUUUGUACGGCACUGGUAACUGUUGGCUAUGAUUCAGAAGCAUUUGUUCUAAGUUAGUAAACCAGCUUUCUAAAGUAAGAUGUUGAUAGUAGUCUGUAGAAUAUGUUAUACAUGUCGCAGAGUCCCAGUCAAUUUGAUGUUUCAUCUUUAAAUGGUACUCAACAAUGUGAUUGUUGACGUCACCAUUCCUCGUCGCUCGUUUGUGUUCGGUCAGUCGCGAUUACCGAUUACAAGUCUUCAUAGCCAAUAACAUCACAGCUUAACUGACAGACGACUAAUAACAGCGCGACGUAAUUGACCAAUCAGAUCAAUAACCAGAGUAUAAUACUAUCAACUGACUUGAUUCAACUCACUUUGACUCUGAGGAUGACUACCGCACAGGUUGUCGAAACGUCAGUCACUGUCAACAACAACAGUCCUAUCCAGGACUACAUUCACCCGGACGAUCAAACUCAACCUACUUUUGAAAUGACUCCUGGGUUCAAACCUUCCACAGACUAUACUCAAUUCAAAACACAGAAUUGGAUUUGGGUUUUACCACAGGCAGCCCAAUAAUAACAGUAUAGAAGGAUCUUGUCUGAAAACUCAUGACAACAAAUUUGUUAAUUCUUUCUUUCGUUACAGAUUAUGCCCCACCUACUCCUACAAUUUCAUCAUCAUCCUCAUCAGUCACGGUAUCUAUGUUGUUUUCUUCAUCGUCAUCAGUGAUAUCACCUCCCCCACCCUCAUUAUCACCAUCAUCAUCAUCAUCAUCAUCAUCAUCAUCGUCAUCGUCGUCAUCAUCAUCAUCAUCAUUGUCAUCACUGUCAUCACAUCUACCACUAUCAUCACCGAUGUUGUUCACAUCAUCUGUGCUGUCACCAUCACCAUCUUUAAUUGGGAUUUUAAGUACAAGAACAUUGGGAGUGUCACAGACAGUUUCCUCAUAUCUCCCAUCUGCACAGAUUCAAACUGCAAAAUUAUCUACCCAAGCAACACCACCAACAGGAAUCCCACACCAAUCCACUGGUGCAGAAGUGAAACCUUCAAAGGUAGGUCUGUGUUAAUUCUCCCAUCUGAGGAAACAUGAUAUUUCCACUGAACAAAAAGUGAAUUAAAUUGUCACUCACAACUUGUCAAGAGAAGAUUUUUUGGUUAAUUAUUGCAUAAUGUGGUACAUACUUAGACGGCAUUUUUUGUCCACUUUAGGCCAUUAUAACUGCAGUGUCUUCUAGUUCUGUGAUCAGUGGUGGCCCGCCAGGUGACAGGGAAAAAAGGACAAGUGGAAAUGAUAGUGGGAUUGUUAUUGGUUCUGCCGUGGGUGGUGCUGUAGUUCUUGGAAUUUUGGUCAUCAUGAGCAUUGUGGUUUGGAAACGGAGAAAGCCAGGGUAAGAAAAAUCUAUUUAUUAUAUAAAUACCAAUGAAAUACAUGUACCAGGAAAACUUCAUUCUAAGCUCAGUUCUAAAAAAUAAUAUGAAGGGAAAUCUGAUUAUUACUUUUGAUUAACUUCUAGUCUCUUCUUAUGCAUUAUUUAGUGAUUCGACUGAAUAAAUUUCUUGAGUCCUAUUUUGCCAAAAAAAAAAAUUAAUUUUUUUUUGGCGGUUUUUGUUAUUUUAUAGGAAAAACUCAGACAAGAAAGUUAAAACAGGUAAGGAAUAUAUUUAAUUGUUUAUUUAUUUAUUUUUAAUACAUUCGUAAACUGAUAUACAUGUACUCAUUUAAGGCUGUUUAAUUAGCAAUGUUAACAGGACUGGGCAGAGUCCAAUUUGGUCUGUAAUCAUAUGGCCGUGUAGCGGGAGUCCGAUUUGGUUAAUCACGAGUAUGAUUACAGACUGAAUUGGACGACACAAGGUUCUGUUACCAAAAUUUGUGAUAUAUAAGGCUCUUUUUUUAAAAUUAAUCGAAACAGAAGAAAUUCCAAUUUUUUUUUGCUAGCAGUGAAAAAAAGCCAUUUAAGGACGUGCGUGAUGUCGCAUACUGCCCAAUUACUUAGGCAUGAUGCAUACUGUCCUAUUAAAUUGUCCUAUUAAGGCUCAAAUCAGGGCAGCUGAUAGCCAAGCAGAUUCAAGAAUUUUGUUAUGGUUAUGAUUAUAUGCUUUACAUUUUGUUGAUGUACGUUCUUAAAAUGUUACAUAGUUGUUAAUCAUGUCCUUAUCACAGUAUAAUUUAUUUCAUACUGCAAAUGGGUCUGGAAUUUUUUUUGUUUUAACUUUUAAGUUGAGAACCCUGAUUAUGGUAACUCGGGCAAUGAGAUCCAGUUGGAAAUGCCAAAAGGAGGUACAUUACCUAUUGCACAGGAAGACCAACCAACAUAUCAAGGCCUCCUCAACGACAAUAGUGAGUUUACAGCUAUUUUGAGAAAGGUUGUGGGAAAAACUGUGCACGCGACAAUCCCGAAGGGUAAUAUGGGAUACGAUCAAUACACUGUUCCUGACAUUGUAGCUGUUGAAAAUACUUUUGUUGCUUUCCUUUAGUACUCACAAACUUAUGUCUAUGGUUUCUUGUGUCAUUCUUUCAAAUUUCAUUGGAGAACUGGUCAUUCAGUACUACCCACAAUACCUUUCAGCAUUGUCGCGUACACUUUUUCCGACAACCUUUCUCAAAAUAGCUGUAUGUUCAGGGUGCAAAGAAAAUCAUUUUUACAGCUUGCCAUUUGGGCACUGAAGCUGAAGCUAGCAUUUAGACGUCAUUUCAACUAGCCCCAAAAGCUUUUUGACGAGCACAAUUGGUUUCACAGUUCUUCUGUUAUUCGAAUUCCUCAAAAAACAUCACUUGCCUGUUGGUUAAGUUAAAAACAGAAUUCACUGGCCCAAUAGCAAAAUCCACUAGCCGUGGGCUAUCGGACACGACUUUCUUUGCACGCGGAUGUUUAUGUUAUAAUGUGCAUCAAGUGUAUCAUGCAACUGAUUUCCUAUCAAUUUGGACUGCUAAGAAAAAAAAUUAAUUUUACAAUUAUGUUACAAAAUGUUUAUAUUCCAGGAGUAUGUGAAAUAAAUAAUCACCUGCUAUAUUGCAUCUACAAUAAUUAAUGGUGUUAACACAGAUAAGAGGGUCUAUUAAACUGUAUUUGACUUGACAUUGCAAAAAUUAAAAUACAAAAACAUGAUCAAAAUUGAAGGGUUGCCUAGAACAGAGCCCCGACUUUGGAGGGAAUUUUUUUACAAACCCCAUAAUAACUGUUUUUCCUAUAUUUCCCUGCUAGGGCAAAGUAAUGGGGCAACAAUAUACAGCAGUGCUGAAGGAAACUAUGAUAACUGCACUGUGUACCAAACCCUUGACAAAGAGAAUCCUGGGCCAUCUGUGUACCUUGGACUGUCUAAAGGUCUGCCAGAAGGAGCUCCAACCACAGGAAUACCAAACUCCAAACACACCACAAUGCCAAAUCCUAAGCUGAAACCAAGUGCUGGAGGGAUACCAUCUUCUAAAGCAAAUGGCACCAUAGGGGUACUUAAAUCCAACUCUGCUACAGGUCAGCCAAAGAGAGGACCCAGUAUAUCCCAGGAACCUGUCUAUAAUGUCCUCGAUGGACCUGGUACAGGACCAAGGAUUAAAACAGAGCCAGUGUAUAAUGUGCUUGAAGGACACGAAUAUGCAACCCCAAAUGCUGACCCUUUGUAUAAUGUUCUGGAGGGCCCUGAUUCUAACCGGAGUGUAUCUAAAAGUGGACCAAACACCACAGAGGAAGCUGUGUACAAUGUGCUUGAGGGCUCUGAUACCACAAACGGCCCCACUACUAAGCAAGGUACUGAAAAUGAUGCUAUUUACAAUGUGCUUGAGGCCCCAGAUUCUGACAAGAACUCAUUAGUUUCUCAGGGCCGUUCAGGUCCCGGUAAUGAGCCCCUGUAUAGUGUACUUGAGGAACAAGUUGGAGAUGGAUCAAAACAGAAUGCACCAAAUAAAUCAUCUUCAAUAGGUGGAGUCGCUAAUCCAGCAUAUGAGCAAACUCUUGAUUUUGGUGCGUCAUAUGCUGCUGUAAACAGACCAGGGGCACGUGGAGACUCACUGUAUGAGCCCCUGAGGCGACCUGGACAAGACGUGUAUGAGCCCCUUGGCUGAAGCUAGAACCUCCACAACACUGUUUUUAGGCCCCGCCUACAUGUAUCCUAAGAUGCUAUCUUAGAAAAUACUUAAGCCACCACGAAAUAAGCAUUUUAAAUUGAAAAAAGUACAAAUUUAGUUGUCCAUUUUGUGACAAACAAACGACCCUUUCGUGAAUUCAAGUAAUAUGAACAUAGGGUUGUUUUCUUACUUACUACUGACUCACUCUCUUGCUAACCUCGAACUCACAGUCUAUAAUUGUCCCUCACGCGUGGAAUCAUUCAAACUCUGCAUGUGUAGGGCAGUGCCUUAUUUUAUUCCAAAGUUUUUGCAGUAGCAGGGUUGUCAUUAAGAGCCGGGGGCCGGGGAUUUUCCCCGGCUACUUUUAUUGGAAAAUAGAACCAAAAUAGAAUCAAAAGAAAUCCCUAGCCGUUUGAUUCCCUGCCUACUUGUUGUAUUUACCCAGCAACUUGAAAUCUUAGGGACAACCCUGAGUAGUAAGGAGCGAGGGGGGCCACCCUUUCACGCCUCGCGUGCCCAGACGCACACGUGGCCACUUUCUUCGCAUGCGUGUUUAACUCCAUGGAGGAAGAAACAAGAGGUGCUGUGUAGUAGUCUACAGCGUAUUAUCUCAUAGAGGCAUUAAUUAGCAAAAUAGAUUAAUUAUUACAUAUUAUUGUCAGCAAUGACACGAAUUUUCUACGGUUCUCGGUCUUCACGAUUCUAAAAUAUGCGUCUGUUGCGAUACAUAAUUUUCAUAAAUUAUCUGUAACUGGUUAGUUAGCCAGUUCCAGGCGUUCAGAUAGUAGAGCGUGGCGGUCAGUGGGGAGCGAGUUAAAUUGUACACCAG
Porites lobata is the source of this 26495-nucleotide messenger RNA. The record is from the annotation of a GenBank genome assembly. NCBI's taxonomy places the organism in Eukaryota, Metazoa, Cnidaria, Anthozoa, Scleractinia, Poritidae.